CACCUCAUUCACACUUUAUCUUCCUCAACCGAGCACGUACACACACUCUCAGGCACACUCAGCUCACACCGCAGACACCAUGGCCCCUACCGCUCUCCAGACAGGUGGCUUCAUACUGGGGCUGCUCGGAGCGGCAGCCAUCAUCGCCGCUACUGGCAUGAACAACUGGAGUGCCAAGGAUCGCCAGGGCGACGUGGUGACCUCAGUGUACACCUACAAGGGUCUGUGGCAGGACUGUGAGACCACCUCCGCAGGGAUGACUGAAUGCAGGCCCCUCUACGGCCUCCUUGGAUUCUCAGGUACCUUUCAAGCUGUGAGAGCACUGAUGAUCGUAGGUGUGGUUCUGGGUGUCAUUGGGACAAUUAUAUCCGUGUUUUCCCUGAAGUGCCUCAAAAUAGGAAGCAUGGAGGACUCAUCCAAAGCUAAGAUGACCCUUACUGCUGGGAUCAUGUUCAUCAUUGCCGGUGUUUGUGCCCUAGCAGGAGCCUCCAUCUACGCCAAUCAGAUUGUGGCUAGUUUCAUGAUUAUCACCAACCAGAACUAUGGAGGGGGGAUGGGAGGAAUGGGAGGGAUGGGAGGAGGGAUGGGAGGAGGGAUGGGAGGAAUAGGAGGAGGGAUGCCCAGGUACACAUUUGGGCCUGCCCUCUUUGUAGCCUGGAUAGGCGGGGCUGUGCUGUGUGUGGGCGGAGUCCUGAAGUGUGUGGCCUUCAGGGGUAUGCUGCCUGACAAGGCAAGCUACCCAGGAGUGGCCUACAAAGCCCAGGUCCAUAACAAGCCUGUGUACGACGACGCUCAUUCAGAGGGCGGGAAGAAAGAGAAUCUGAAAUAUGUAUAAUUUUCAAUGUUUAGAGAUAUCCUGCUCCAUUUUCAUAUAGUACAUGCUUGCAAGUCUUUUGUCCCACAGUACAGAGAGCAAAAUGUAUAAUUAAAUGUAUAUUGUUUCAUUGAAUUUUUUUUACUGCUGGUGUAAAAAUUGACACUUGUAAGCUAUAAUACUCUAUUAUAGCUCUUAUGCCAUUAUGAUAGCACAUUUGUAUCGCUAAGUUUCCUAAAUAAAUUCCUAAAUGUUCAACUUGUUGCCUUGGCUGAUGAGAUGGAAAUGUUCCAGUUACAGAACAAACGCACGAUGCACUUAAGAAACAAACUGUAAUACAAUUGUAAACCACUAGACGGCAAGACUGCUUUAACUUUUACUUGCAAAUGACUUGAAUUGACUGCAGAAACUCAUGAGCUUUACACAAGUUCCCAAUUCAGGGAAAAGAGACACAUGCAUCGUCACUGGGUUAAAUAGCCCUGCCGGAAAGAAAACAGACAAAAGUUUUUUGAAGGUUCAUACAUUUAUUUUUUUG
Messenger RNA from Hypomesus transpacificus, 1349 nucleotides. RefSeq names its product claudin 18 (gene cldn18). Gene Ontology annotation, molecular function: structural molecule activity. The record is from RefSeq and is a predicted model, not a curated record. NCBI's taxonomy places the organism in Eukaryota, Metazoa, Chordata, Actinopteri, Osmeriformes, Osmeridae. The transcript has 5 exons. Bases 80 to 835 code for a protein of 251 amino acids. Gene Ontology annotation, cellular component: bicellular tight junction; plasma membrane. Gene Ontology annotation, biological process: bicellular tight junction assembly; cell adhesion.